UAGUUCAACCUCUGAGGAAUGUGUUUGUGCAAGUCUGCUGUACUUUGCCCUGCCCCUUGCUUGGAAUAAAUCUGUCCUGUCUCAAAGUGUUCCAGUCUUUUUCAAGCAGGACAAGUGAAAGUGUCUACGGCUGGAGACAAACUUGAUGUUGGCUUUUCUUAGAGGGCGAUUGGAACUGUUUUGGGUGGGACAUCCAGUUCCACGUCAACAGGUUUCACAACAAACACGUCACACCAGUUUCAUCUGAACUUAAUGAAAGAGUGUCAUUUCAUCCCUGUUCUUUUUCUUACCAUCUUAGAAUACUUAAAUAUGAACAUAUGUAUUCAUCGUGAUGGUUUGUUAUUUUCAUUUUACUUACAGAAUGGAUCGUGUCAAACAUACAGGCGGCUGCCACUGUGGGGCUGUUAGAUUUGAAGUCUGGAGUUCCCCAGACCUCCAUGUUUUCCACUGCAACUGUAGCAUUUGCACAAAGAAACAAAACCAUCAUUUCAUUGUUCCAAAAAAUCACUUCACACUCUUACAGGGGUCAGAUAAUCUGACUACAUACACGUUCAACAGUCAUGUUGCUAAACACACCUUCUGUAAAACCUGUGGAGUUCAAAGUUUCUACACUCCACGCUCCAACCCUGAUGGAUAUGGUGUUGCUGUACACUGUCUGGAUCCAGGUACUGUCCGCAGCGUCACAGUGGAGAAGUUUUGUGGGGAGAAGUGGGAAGAAAGCAUGCAAGCUCACAACACCAUCAGAGACAUGUCUAAAUGUGCCGCAGACACACAGCCGGGAGAAACUAAAUAAUAAUACAAGAGAUACAAGAAUCAAACUUCUUUUUAAUCAGCAGGAUACCAGAAAAACUGUACAGUUUUUUUUUAACAAUCUUUGAAAUUAUAAUAUAAAAAAAGCUCCUCAACCGAUUUAAACCCUAGUGUUGUUUUUAAUACAGUGUACUAACUCAAAACAAUAAAGAAGUUUCUUUAGCAAAAA
Messenger RNA from Siniperca chuatsi (mandarin fish), 979 nucleotides. It is a transcript of the gene cenpv, whose product is annotated as centromere protein V. The transcript has 5 exons. Bases 332 to 793 code for a protein of 153 amino acids. The record is from RefSeq and is a predicted model, not a curated record. Gene Ontology annotation, molecular function: carbon-sulfur lyase activity. Lineage: Eukaryota; Metazoa; Chordata; Actinopteri; Centrarchiformes; Sinipercidae.